This is a messenger RNA of Asterias rubens (European starfish), 863 nucleotides long. RefSeq names its product S-crystallin SL11-like. The record is from RefSeq and is a predicted model, not a curated record. The coding region runs from base 122 to 748 and encodes 208 amino acids. Gene Ontology annotation, molecular function: glutathione transferase activity. The transcript is spliced from 5 exons. Gene Ontology annotation, biological process: glutathione metabolic process. NCBI's taxonomy places the organism in Eukaryota, Metazoa, Echinodermata, Asteroidea, Forcipulatida, Asteriidae.
AUCACAACGGAAUGUGCCAACACUCCUUUUCACUGUAAAAGCCUCUAGCACCUCGUCGACCAUCGACACACCCAUUACCCCAUUUUGGUGCCGGCAUCAUCAUUUGACGAAGAGGGAAAAAAUGGCGUCUUACAAGCUAGAAUAUUAUGAUUGCCGUGGGCGCGGAGAGGUUACACGUAUGCUGUUAGCUUUGGCCGACAAGAAGUACGAAGAUGUACGCUACUCAUUGGAAGAGUCUCAUGACGAGUUAAAGAAAAAGCUACCUUGUGGACAACUUCCUGUAUUUUAUGUAGACGGCAAACAACUCGUCGAUAGUUCAGCUAUUAAUUCGUACCUGGCCAGAGAGUUUGGGUAUUACGGUUCUAGCAGUUGGGAGGCCGCACUGAUUGACCAAGUUGUUGGCGUUGUUGGUGAUCUGUGGACCCCUCUUAUCGAGACAGCUUUUAUGCCAGACGAAGCAGCUCAGUUAGCAAAACAGAAGGAACUCUUUGAUGGAAAAGCUCAGGUUUUUUUAAAGUUUCUUGAAGAUAUGCUGUGCAAGAAUAAAGAGGGAGAUGGGUUCUUCGUUGGUGACAAGAUCUCUCUUGCUGAUCUGAAUUUCCACACCGCCAUGGAAAGUCUGGAGAAUCUAAAGUACACCGACAAGAACUUGGAUAAAUAUCCUAAGUUGGCAGCUCUCAGGGCUCGUAUCUCUGCCGAUAAAGGCCUCUCUGAAUAUCUGGCUGCAAGACCGAAGUGUCCGUUCUAGACUAACUAUGGCAACCAUGAACAAGGUCCUACUAUUGAGUUGCUUAAAGGCAUUGGACCCUUUCUUUACAGGAAAAAAAAAAAGUUCACAGAUUUACAAAUAAGUUACAGGGUUU